UGUAAUUACAUUCCACCAAGAAUUCCCCUUUCACCCAGAAUCUCAGCCAAGAGGACAGGUAGACAAAAAUGCGAUCUAGGUGUACCAUUCCUCCCUUGGCACGAGCCGCCGUUGCCGAAUUUAUUGGCACCUUCGUCCUCGUUACUAUUGGCAGCGGUAGUGUAGCUCAAUCGCAAUUGACCGACGGUGCAAAGGGCAACUACUUCACCAUCAACUGGGGAUGGGCUAUAGGAUGUUCUUUAGGAAUCCUCGUAUCGGCUAAAGCAUCAGGUGGCCACUUAAAUCCGGCUGUGACAAUGGCUCUUGCAGUGGGCAAAGAUUUCCCGUGGAAAAGACUACCCGUUUAUUGGUGUGCCCAAUACUUGGGGGCUCUGGCCGCGUCCGGGACAGUCCUAGGCGUUUAUUACGAAGCCAUAGCCAUGCACAAGGUGGAUGGUCAAUUCCGCAUAAACGCAAAUGCUUCCGAGCCAGGCUCAGCCGCCAUUUUCGCCAACUAUCCAGCUGCUUAUUCCUCGGUUAUCACUGGCCUUAUCGAAGAGGUUUUUUGUACGACGAUAUUCAUGCUUGUCAUUUGCGUCGUGACCAAUCCGAAACACUUGAAAGUACCAAGUUACUUGCAGCCAAUUUACAUUGGUUUCACCUUGUUGGCAGUUGGCGUAGCUUAUGGAUCUAAUGGAGGCUACGCUUUGAACCCGGCUCGUGAUUUGGCUCCACGAUUGGUUUCUUAUCUUGGUGGAUGGGGAAAACGAGUGUUCAGCUUCCGUGGCUACAAUUGGUUUUGGAUUUUUCUUGUUGGACCCCAUGUCGGAGCCAUUAUUGGUGUCGGUAUUUUCCACUUUCUGAUCUUGGAAGAAGACCAGACUCCGGAAACAGUGAAUGCAAUGGAAAAUUCACAGGCGCCAAUCAUCGAAUAUGAAUACCAAAUGGCCAAUGGUCUGGAAAACCAGCAGAAUUUCAGUAAACUUUUUGAGCAACGAUUCCCUUACCGCAGGGAUGACGGAAAUAUUGGGAGUAACAUCACACAAAUUUAAAAAAAGACGAGUUUGUACCGUAAUCUGCUACUUUUUUCUGGUUGCUUUUUGUAACCGCAAUGUUUUAUGGUAAUUGAUUCGCGUCGAACUCUUCUUGCGAUACUUCAAAUUUUAUUCGAUUUGCAUUUUCCUUUACCGUGCUGAAUCAGCCCUAGAGCAAAAUAUUUCCAUUUUGUUAUUUAUGAAUAUCUAACUGUAAAAUUAAUUGAUUGCUAGUGGAUAUUGCCCUCAUUCCUUCAACCAGUUUUCUUGUCUUAAAAAACUUGACUUGUUUCAAAUAAAAUUAUUUUAUGAUGGAUAA
This is a messenger RNA of Daphnia magna, 1332 nucleotides long. RefSeq names its product aquaporin-3. Gene Ontology annotation, biological process: water transport; glycerol transmembrane transport. Bases 69 to 1031 code for a protein of 320 amino acids. The transcript has 8 exons. The record is from RefSeq and is a predicted model, not a curated record. Gene Ontology annotation, molecular function: water channel activity; glycerol channel activity. Gene Ontology annotation, cellular component: basolateral plasma membrane; plasma membrane. NCBI's taxonomy places the organism in Eukaryota, Metazoa, Arthropoda, Branchiopoda, Diplostraca, Daphniidae.